Messenger RNA from Rotaria sordida, 1684 nucleotides. The record is from the annotation of a GenBank genome assembly. Lineage: Eukaryota; Metazoa; Rotifera; Eurotatoria; Philodinida; Philodinidae.
AUGCAUUUAUUGAAUAUCGCUAAACAUCUUUUCCACUUGGCUCAAACUGAAUAUGGAUCUGAAAAUUCUCCAACAACUAACGAUGAAAUUUUUACUGCACAAAGAUUAUUCGAAGUUCUGAAGUCAUUUAAAGAUAGCUACUUUAGUGAACUGUAUACUUACGAUACCCUCGAAUAUGAAGAUGAAUAUGAUGAAACGACUGAUGAAGACGAAAGCGAUGAUGAAAUAAUGGAUGAAGAAGAGAGCGACAAUGAAAUGGAUGAUUAUGAUGAGAACGAACAGUUUGAUUUAAAAAGUCGUUUUACACUAGAAGAAAUGGAAAAUAUAAUCGAAUGGGUUGACCAACAUCCAAAUGCUAGAUUUGCUACUAUUUCUAAUCGAUUUAAAAAGAUCAAACAUAGGAAUUAUAUUACAAGAUUUAGACAAUAUAUCGAAAAAGAUGGUACAAGAUUACAAAAAUUAAAACAAAUUAAAGAGUUUAUGUUUAAUAAAUUUUAUCGGAAGAGAACAAUUGAAAAAGAAGCCAUUCAUGAUGCUGAUCUUGAACUUUAUGCCAUUCAAAAAGCAAGAGAACUGAAUUGGGAUACAUUCAAGGCUGGCAAAACGUUUAUCAAUAGUUUUAAAAGGGAAAAUAGAAUAUCAUCAAGAAGAUAUAACAAAAUUAUUACUCGAACUAAACCAAAGAGAAAAGUUUGUAGUUUAAAUGAUGCUCACAAUUGGAUAGAAAGUAAAAGAUCUUUAAUAGCAAAAUACUCUGCCAAUGAAAUCUUAAAUAGCGAUCAUUGUUCAUUUCAACAAGAAUACAUACCUCCAAGAACACUUUCUUUUACUGGUGAAAGAACAACAGAAGUGGCCGUUAAAAAGAAAUAUAAUACAACUCAUUCUUAUACAAUUCAACCAGUUACAUUAGCCAAUGGACAUUUAUUGGAAAAAUUCUUACUUAUCCUUCAAGAAAAAGAAAAUCAGUUCGGUCAAAGAGUAGAAAAAAAAUUAAUUAUACCACCAAAUGUUGUAGUAAAAGCUUCUAAAUCUGGAAAAAGCAGUGGUGAAAAACAUCACGCUUUUUUAAAUGAAAUUCUUCGUCCUUUGGUUGGUAAAAAAUUUCUUCUCUUCCUUGAUUGUUGGAAAACUCAGGCUGAUCUAACAAAAUUUAGAGCAGUAUUUCCUAAUCAAGAUAGUCAGUUACUGAUUUUUCCUGAAGGAUCAACCGGUUAUAUUCAACCACAAGGUCUUUCUUUGUUUCGUUCAUGGCGAUUUAUUCAUGAAAAAAUCGAGCAUUGUACUUAUAUCAAUCGAACAGAAAUUACUAUAAGUGAUCGUCAGUAUUUCAUCAACAUGCAUUCUGUUAUUCACAACCAACUAUCAGAUCCACAAUUUAAGAAUCUCAUUAAGAAUGGAUUUAAACAAGCUGGAUUAAUAAAUGAAACAAUUGGACAGAUUCACAAACCAAAAGAUGUUUGUUUCAAAUUUUACGAUCUAUACUGUUCAACUAAGAACUGCAACGAACGAACACUUUUAAUGUGUGCUUGGUGCGAAAAAGUUCUUUGUUACUAUCAUUUGAUUGAAGAUAUACAUCUGCACUUGUAAUAUAUUUGUUAAAAUAGUAUAUUGUGCAAUCUAUUGUUUUCGGUUGAAAUAAAAUCAGAACUAUUCCAGUUAAAGAUUCUGAUAAGUACUAACUGAU